Messenger RNA from Baudoinia panamericana UAMH 10762, 4745 nucleotides. RefSeq lists its product as uncharacterized. The record is from RefSeq and is a predicted model, not a curated record. The transcript is spliced from 3 exons. Lineage: Eukaryota; Fungi; Ascomycota; Dothideomycetes; Mycosphaerellales; Teratosphaeriaceae. Bases 103 to 4578 code for a protein of 1491 amino acids.
GAGCUGUGACGGCACAUCUUGCUGGCUCACCCGUUACUUUGCCACGCUUUGCCGCGUGUUAUACACAACUGACGAAGCUAGCUGGUCGCUCACUGGCAAAUCAUGGAAGACUCCCCCAAGCACGGUGGUCGGCCUGAAGGGGCAUCAGGCAUCGACGCUUCUAUGGCAGACUUACACAAUAUCGACGAGUCAGGAAUUCAUGUGCCUCUACGGCAGCCAGCACAGAAUACCGUUGAGAUUGCGGAUGGUCAGGACGGCGGUCUUGUGGUUGACAGUCGCCAGUGGGCGGGUAUCAUACCGGCGUUCACAGACGAGCCUCCUGCCACGCCAAAUGUACUAACCUCUCCCUUCGUCCGCCCUGUCGAGGAGCAUGCACCCCACAUGCAGGCCUUCGCAUUCUUCAGACCCAGCAAGGUCCAGCUCGACAUGCAGGGCACCAGGAGAGGGCCGGCCGUAGCAACUGGUACCGCCACCGCUCGAACGAGGCGUAACAGUGUCUCCCAGAAUCGAUUUACCACGCCGAGUGCCGACCACUCCGUCACUGACGAUACUGACCAAUCUCAGCCGCUCGGAGUACGGAAGGAAACGGAAUUGCUAUCGUCGCAGGCAGUACAGUCAGCGACUGCGCAGCAUCUUGGCUCACUCUUGGUGACGGGCAGGUAUCCCGAGCAGCGACCGCCACAUUGGUCCACCCGCACUGCAAGCGAUCAGCCAAGUGACCCCGCUGAGAUCACGAAGGUCUGCAGAGUCGAUGAUGUCGAGACUUCUCACCCACAAGCGGACAUCAACGGGCUCGACCCGGACAUUAGUGCGGCACCAUGUACUGCGAACUUGGAGGACGAUGCCGCGUUAAGCUCGCGCCACAGCCAGCUCCGUCGGGAAACGGCGGCUGCAGCUAUGCAACGGCAAAUUGUGCACACCCCAGCACCAAGAUCGUCACCACCGCCGCAGGCGUACGCCAGUAGGAUGACGCAGCGCUCCAAAGAAGGAGCCUCGCAAGCGAAUGAAGACUGCCGUGAGAAAGCUGAACCUUUACCGCGGCGUAGCAUGGCUGUGUCACAACCGUCGAAGGGUAUAGUGGAGCCGGAAGACAUCGCAACGGCACCAGCCCACGACGACGAGCUGCAUAGCGACGAGUCCAGCUCUGAGAUCAAUGACUUUCUGAACAUAGUCUCCUAUCAAGUCCACAAAAAGCAGCGAACCGAGCGCUCCCGCUUCGCGGUUGAGCGUCAGGGUCUGCAAGACCAGCUGCGUCAGGUUGUACAAACGAAGCAACUCUUGCUGGAGCAACGUAACAGUCUGCUGCAAGAGCGGAAUGGGCUAACAGCUGCUGUUAGCCAACAGCGGAGCAAGCUAGCGACUUACGAAGCGAAGAUGCAGCGCUUGAAGGUGUUUGUGGACGGUUUAGGCCACGACAUAGACGCGCUUCGCAGGGAAGCGGGCAUCAAUAAGGAGAAGAGUCAGCAGCUCGCAUUAGAAGGCGCUGAGUGCAAAGCCGAACAGGUGGCAUUAGCUGAGCACAUGUUCGCGUGCGCUGAGAAGUCUACUCAGCUUAAGGACGUCGCACUCAAAGCCUGCCAUGCAGCAGAAUCAGAAUUGCAGGGCGCCCGUCUCCGGACCGACUAUCUCGAGAAGCAACUCGAUGAGAAGAGCGGUAUGCUUGUGGAGGAGAGGGACCGUCGUGCGCAGCUCGAGAGACAGAUCAUUGCGACGGCUCGCUCCGAUGAACGUAUCUUGCAGGACACGAAAGGCAGCAAUGAUCAAGUGCUGGACCAGCUUUAUAUCAUUCAUGCGGCACUGGAGCACGAUACGGGCCUGAAUGAUAUUUCCGUGAUGGUAGAGAAAACGUUUGCCGCCAUUCAGGCACUCACCACACAACACAGUGCUAACGCUGACGACAUCGAGUCGGUCAAAGCGCUGGUAACCUCACUGUCCGAAAGUGUUACAAAAAUGUCCGACGCAAGCAGUGUACUUGUCGCAAGCGAAAAAUCUGCGACACACGCUGCUCGCGAUUCGCUCGUGAGCUCAUGCAAAAGCUUGCAAGCUGGUUUAGACAGGCUUGAGCAGCUCAUGCAGCAACAUGCUACCGAGCAGGGCCAACUAUCCCAGCUGCGGGAGCAAUUGGCCGACAGUAGCGCGCGGUGCGGUACUCUGCAAACACAACUCGAAAAAGCACAGAGCUCCUCACGCGCAACCGUUGCCGUAGAAUCUGGUUCACCACCCAAGCAAGGUGAUGAUGCUAGAGAGCUUGUGGGAAAGCUAAGGGCCGGGUUGCAAGGUGCUCAAGCGCAGCUUUGUGACCAGACUAAGGACAUUGGCCAAAUAAAUGCUGUCAAUGCCGAUCUACGUGCAGAGGUAGAGCGACUACAACAGCGUCUUAACCAAGCCCAGAAGGAGAUUACCGACCUUGAUGCGCAGCGAAAAGACAGCGAGAACAAGCGACGGAAGGAGUUCCAGCGAUACGCUGAGGAUCGCAUCACACAGACGAAGGCCACGCUCGAGAACGAUCUCAAACGUCUGACAGCGACGGCGAGUGAAGUGCCGCCACUCCAGAAGCAAGUCGAGAACCUGAGCCAGAAAGCUAGCGAGCUGGCCAUGAGCGAAAAGCUGCUCACGGACCAGAAGCGGGAGUGUCAAAGGCUGCAGAACGAGCUCACGGCAUUGAGUGCUGCGCGGAAGAUGCAGUCUGCUACGCAAGCACAGUCCGAGAAGGUGGCAGCACAACUUGCAGCCGCACAAGCCAAGCAGCGCGAAACGGAUACCGAGAAAAAUGCACUCAUCAAACAGGUUGCGGACCUCGACCAAGCUGUGGCAGUCGCGCGAUCGAGCGAGCAGGCAUUAAAGGCGCAGCUCGACGAGCAUCAACGCAGCACUAGGGAAGCCCUCGCUGAAUUGAGGGCCAAGCUUCAUGAUGCAGAAGCUGCGCACUCGCGCUCCGAAACGGGUGUGGCACAAUUGAAGGACCAAUGUAAGCAAGAGGUCGAGGCAGCAGCAACAAAGGCCGAGAAGCAGACGCUGGCCCUGCAGCAGAGUCUGGAUGAUGCACGACUUGUAUUGAAGAACAAAGAUGCGGAUCAUCAGAGGUUCGAAGCGGACGUCGAGCAGACCUGGCGCGUCGAGCGCGACGAGCAUCAGAAAGCACUGUCUGUGGCUGGGAACGAGCUUGCUCAAGUCGAGACAGAGAAGAACAAGGCUUUGGCGGAGGUGAAAUUUCUACGACAGCAGAUCGAACAAGCUACCAGAACGACAGGUGUGCGUGACGUUCGGUUGUCACUACAACAACUACCGACUGACAAAGUGGUCACGGCUGGGGCUCGUAAUCAUGUCCUUUCAAUUGCCGAGGGCAUCACGCCAAAGGCAAGUCAACAGGAGCAAGAGCCACCGAAGCCUCGUAAGAAGGCAGACCGCACAGCAGACAUGAUUGUUGAUUCUGCUCCGGUGCCUGCUGCAGAGAUUUUGCGUCACGUCUCACAUACGGCACCUCGCGGUGCUGUCGAGAUUCGUGGACCAGUUGUUGAAGAGUCUCAGGAGCCGGAGCAGUCGAAGCUGGGGCAUGACACAGCAGUGCACAGCUUCUCGUCUCGCACAAGCCUGCUAGCCGGCAAGUCUUCUGACAAUGACGAAAUGCUGGACUCUGCUUCGUUCGUGCGGUCGCAGUCGCUUUCGCAAACGACAAAGAACGACAAAGUUCAGCUGCCAUCAUUUGUUGCCUUCAACAACAGCAUGGACUCCUCGCAAAGGCCAGAGUUCCGUGGGACGUCUCCCACCGAUUCAGUGCCGCCAGCGCAUCAGACCGGCGCCAUCCCUGUUACUCUUCAACGCAGCUCACAGAAAGACCGUUGGCAAUCACAGGACUUCACCGUCUUCGAGGAACCGCAGUCUUCGCAAAAAGUGGUUGGAACACAGCAAGCUCGGCAGCUCCUGCGAGGUGAUGUCGACUGGACUCAAGAGGAGACGGAGCGUUAUACGUACCGCAAGUCGUUCCCGCAACCGAAUAGCGCUUCGAAGGUGGUGCACCGCGAGCGCUCCGGUACCCACGACUCCGCUCAGGAAACGUCCAAAGUGCGCGGCGAAGGCAGGGGUUCUGCCGGAAGCCUAACUUCGGAACGUGGGUCCAGCAGCUCGUCAGACUUCAUGGCCACUGUUAGCGGCGCGCGCAAGAUGACCACAUACGACACAACGAGCGCAUCGGCGAAGCGUCGCUCAUCACGGCCGCUUGCCAUGCCCACCGCUGACCCGCGCCUCACGAAGCGCACUGAUUCGGGCUCGCUAAAGCGUGGGUUCGAGAUAGGCAUCCAGCAAGGACAUGGGCAGGAGCGAAAGAAGCGUAAGGCUAUCGAGGCAGGCUCGGUGUCUGGCGAUGCAAGCCGCAAUAUUCUGCGCCCGGAUGUACGCCCAUCAAUGGCCGACCUGAUGCCUGCUUCGACGGCUCGGUCUGGUCCCGCCGCCGCCGCCAGUUCCGGCUCGUCAUCGCGCAUGCGCACCCUUGCCGGCGCAUCUUCUCGCGGUGGCCGAGGCGCUAAAAAGAUGUCGAAAAGUAGACCCCCUUCGCUUGUUCGCCUAGCGCUGGGUAGCUAAUUGUUCGUAGGUGACGAGUUUAGCGCGCGCUUCUCACAAGAGCUUGCGCGCUAAGCAAGAAACCACUCCUCACCGCGGAUGCAUCCACCGGAGAAGGUAGCAAAUCAUGGGUUGGAAGCAGGUCCGCCGUAUGUGAUAAAGAAGCAUGAUAAAGUGACUGCUACUAC